AUGAAUGGUAAACGACCAAAUGCUGUAAUAACUGAUGGUGCCAAGGCUAUGAAGCUUGCAAUUGAAAAGGUAUUUCCAGAUGCACACCAUAGGUUGUGCGGAUGGCAUUUGUUAAGAAAUGCCACAGCCAAUGUCUCCAACCCCAAGUUUACCCAACAAUUCAGGAAAUGCAUGCUUGGCGAUUAUGAGAUUGAUGAGUUUGAGGAGAGGUGGGUGUCAAUGGUUAAUAGUUUUGGGGUUAAGGAUAUGGAGUGGGUUGAGACCACUUAUGGGAUUAAAGAUAUGUGGGCUACAGCACAUAUGAGAGGCAAGUUCUUUGCCAGGUUGAGAACUACAUCGAGCAUUAAGGAAUUCCUCCAUCACUUCCGCCGGUGGAUGGGUUUGUUGCGGAAUAAUGAGGCUGAGGCUGACUAUUACACCUCAUACGGGUAUCCGAUAAUGCAAACACAGGUGCAAGCAUUGGAGCGAUCAGGAGCAAGUGUUUAUACAAGGGAGGUGUUCUACUUGUUUCGAUCAUUAUUGUUGAAAGCGUCAAGUGUGAUAAUAGUUGAUUGGCGAGAGACUUCAUGUAGUGUGAACUAUGAUGUACGAAAAUAUUGUGAGUUAACACGAAAAUGGGUUGUAUCUUAUUGGCCUGGUAGCAGUGAGUUUAGGUGUUCAUGUCAACGAAUGGAGUCAUUUGGCAUUCCAUGUGUUCAUAUCAUUCGUCUGUUGAUAUAUCUUCAAAUUACAGAAUUACCUGAGUCACUGAUAUUGAAGCGAUGGACCAUGAAAGCAAAAGAGGCUCAUAUAAGGUUGGAGCAGCAGGGAUCGUUAGUUGGAGAUAGAAGUUAUGAGAGUAGGAUUGCUGCUAUGAAUGAUGAGCUGGAGGGCUUGCCAUUUGCUGCUUGCGGAGAUUUAGGUGAUUUCAAGGAUGUUAUGGAGUGGGUCAGAAACAAAAAGGCUGAAUUAUUUGCCAAACAUGAAAAGAAUAGAGAGGGAAGUUCUAAAAGUGCGGGUGAGAAAUUCAAAACACGGACGGAUGCUAUUUCAAAAGAAGCUGGGGACAAAAAGAAAAAGCGAAGGAUUCGGUGCAGCAGAUGUAACGGUAUAGGACACAAUCGGCGAAAUUGUCGCCGUGGAGAUGACCAUAAUCAAAUGGAAAGUGGAGACGGAGGAGGUCCCGAAGAUGAUGACGAUUGGUCUAGUCAAACCAGCGAGGAGGGGAUCGAAGAAAUGGAUUUUGAUGUCACCAUUGGUAAUCAGAAAGGCAAGUAUCGUUAG
Molecule: messenger RNA, 1263 nt
Organism: Arachis ipaensis
Lineage: Eukaryota; Viridiplantae; Streptophyta; Magnoliopsida; Fabales; Fabaceae
Source: RefSeq, a predicted model, not a curated record